Messenger RNA from Acanthochromis polyacanthus (spiny chromis), 1083 nucleotides. RefSeq names its product ZP domain-containing protein-like. Bases 1 to 1083 code for a protein of 360 amino acids. The record is from RefSeq and is a predicted model, not a curated record. The transcript has 6 exons. Lineage: Eukaryota; Metazoa; Chordata; Actinopteri; Pomacentridae.
AUGGCCUGCGACUCCUCCCAGUGUGGACAGCCCCAAUGGAGGCAUUUUUUCAUGAUCCUCAGUGCCAUGCCAUGUCUCCAUACAGUCCGUGAGGCCGUUGUGACGUGCAAUGAAACAACAGUAACUGUGGAAGUGGAGAAGUCCUACUUUAUCAGACGUAAUGAGUACAUCUUACAUCUGAAUGACUUCAAUGAUCCUUCCUGCAACUUGACCAGACGUUCCAACGCAACUCAUCUGGUGGUUGCCAUGCUGCUGGGCAGCUGUGGGACCAUAAUUGAGGAAGAUGCUGACAACAUUCUCUUCAAGAACGAGAUCACAUCUGCUGACCCAAAUGAAAUCAUUUCCAGACAACAUGAUGUCGAGAUUGCCUUCUGCUGCGUCUACCCGAAGCGAGCCAACCUGACGCUGGGAUUCACCCACAAAAACCCCUACGCUUUCAAAGAGAAAGGCUUUGGUGCUUUCACCUUCCAGUUUGAGUUCUUUGAGAGCCAGCGGUUCAGACAGCAGGUUAAUGACAGCUCCUACCCCAUUGCGGUGUACCUCAAGCAGAUGAUCUUCAUGCAGAUCGAGGCAACCUCGUCCAUCCCCAACACCGAGCUGUUUGUGGAGACCUGCAGGGCGACUCCCUAUGACAAUCCCAAUUCCCGCAUCAGCUACACCAUCAUUGAAAAUGGGUGUGUAAAGGACCCAACAGUGCAAAUCUAUAACAGCUCCAAGUCUCAGUUCAGAUUUGGAAUGGAGGCUUUCGAGUUCAUCGGCGCUCACGAGGAGGUCUACAUCACAUGCUCGGUCAUCUUGUGUGAACAAGGCGUCUCUGGAACCCGCUGCAGUCAGGGAUGCCUCAGGUCCAACUCAGGGAAUCGUCGCAACAAAAGAGAGGCUGUAGCUCAGUCCAGCAGCCACUCCAUUUCCCAGGGGCCUUUGCACCUAGCUAAGAUUUCUGACAGUCAAGCACCAAACCUGAAUCUGACCUUGAACCUGGUCUUCGUCGUUGGCUGCCUCCUCGUAGUUGGGGUUGUGAUCUACCGGUCGAGGAGCAACAAAGCUAAAUACCAACGGCUGCCGACCUCUGAGCCAGAGUGA